Messenger RNA from Anguilla rostrata (American eel), 8001 nucleotides. Its product is annotated as la-related protein 4B-like. The coding region runs from base 673 to 2685 and encodes 670 amino acids. Gene Ontology annotation, biological process: positive regulation of translation. Gene Ontology annotation, molecular function: mRNA 3'-UTR binding. The record is from RefSeq and is a predicted model, not a curated record. Lineage: Eukaryota; Metazoa; Chordata; Actinopteri; Anguilliformes; Anguillidae. The transcript has 17 exons. Gene Ontology annotation, cellular component: cytosol; cytoplasmic stress granule.
CUCACGAAGAAACCCCAAGCGAUUAGCAUACUAGCUAACGUUAGUCACAACCAAUCCACAAUCGCGUUUCUAAUCACGAGUGGAGCGUUCCGCCGUCGGCAUCAACCAACAGAGAAGUCUGUUCACUGUGUUGGGGGGCGGGAGUUCCUGGAGCUAGAGUCUUCGGUGUGACUGCGAAAACAGUGUGAUGGUCGCUACUCUCCGAAUGGGAAAGGAAAACUAGCUAAUUUUCCUGUCCUCCUCUGAAACUAGCCAGAUUGCAAGACGAAAAGUGGAAGGCUCUGAAACUAAGAAGACUGAAAAUAGAACGUUCUUCAAUUUCACAACUCUUAACAACCCCCGACUGGCAGAAUUCGAAGAAUAACACGGCUGUUUUUGUUUUAACCCUGUGACGAAAAAGAACAAGUUGGCUAAAAACUUAAUGUAAUUACACAAGAUAACAUUUUAAAUUGGUUUCGCUUUUAGCAAAUUUAGAAGGUGCUCAGAGUUUACCACGUAAGUUAGUUAGCUAGUCUAACCUUCGGAGUUAUUUAAUUUCAAGUUAAAUCAAGUGAAAACAGUCUGGAAGCCAAGACAAGGCCCACAGUCAUUGCAGCGCCGUGCAUUGAGAGUCGACAGCCUACUCGGUGACGCAAGUGACUUCUCGUUGAGGAGCCUAGAAGUGGAUGGCUCAUGACUUCUGACCAGGAUACAAAAGUUGUCGCUGAACCCCAGGUGCAGCAGGUACAGGAAGCUAAAGACAGCCCAUCUCUGGAAUCCAACAAGGUCUCUCAUCUUAACCCGAAUGCGAAAGUAUGGGCCAAUCACAUGCUGAGCCUGGAAGCUGCAGGGACCGCUGACUCCGCCCCCACCCCCGACCAAUGGAAGGAGGCCUCUGACAUCACAGCCGACCCCGGCCCGGAAGGGUAUGACGCCACCGAGGACAAGGAGGCGGAGUACGUGGCGCCGUUGCUAUUGGACGCCGAUGAUCCACCCCCGGUCGCGCUGAUCGAGCCCGCCAAAAUGGCCGCCGUCACCCUGGAGGUUCCGGAUCCGGCGUACACCGAGUUUGAGCCCGCGCAGGACUCCAGCCAGACUGGGGGCAGCGAUGCGCACCUGGAAGAUGAGCUGGGCGACCUGCGGGAGCAUCUGAAGAAGACCCUGGAGUUCUGCCUCUCCCGGGAAAACCUUGCCAGCGACAUGUACCUUAUCUCUCAGAUGGACAGUGACCAGUAUGUGCCAAUUAUGACCGUGGCGAAUCUGGACCAUGUGAAGAAGCUGAGCACCGAUGUGGAUUUGAUCGUCGACGUUUUACGGUCUUUGCCUUUGGUCCAAGUGGACGAGAAAGGCGAGAAGGUACGACCGAACCAGAACCGCUGCAUCGUCAUCCUCCGGGAGGUCCCCGAGGCCACGCCCCUGGAGGAGGUGGAAGGGCUUUUUCAGGGAGAGAACUUGCCCAAGUUCAUCAGCUGCGAGUUUGCGUACAACGACAACUGGUUCAUCACCUUCCAGUCAGAGUCUGACGCUCAGCAGGCAUAUCGGUACCUUCGGGAAGACGUGAAAGUUUUUCAAGGGAAGCCUAUAAAGGCCAGAAUAAAAGCCAAGGCCAUCGCCAUCAACACCUUUUUGCCAAAGAAUGGCUACAGACCGGUGGACGUGAACCCGUACGCCCAGCAGCGCUAUACCUCCUUCUACAUCCCCCCGGUGUACAGCCCCCAGCCGUUCCCCCUGUCACGCCUGAUCGCCCCCGGCCUGGUGCCCCCGCAGGUGACGCCGUUUCACAACACCGGAUUCAUUAACGGAUUUACGACGUCUCACGGUUUCAAGCCCGCGACGUCGCCUCUGUCUGUCCGACAGUACUCUCCCAGGAACAGGUGUGAGAACGCCCCCCUCCCGCCCCCCUUUACCCCCCCCACCCCCCCGAGCGCACGCGGUCUGGUUAUCCACAAUGGCCGCAGCCGCGACGUCCCUCUCCCGCUGGGCCCGGGAAGGAAAAAUAUUUAUGGUUAUAGGAAAAAGAGGGACGACAAGUUUACAAGGGGCCCCACCCAGUCCCCCCCGCCUCCCCAGAAGCCCCCCUCCCCGAGCUUCGAGCUGGGCCUGUCCAGCUUCCCCCCGCUGCCAGGCGCCGCCGGCAACCUCAAAACCGACGACCCCCUGGAGACCCGACUGUCCGGCACGGCUGCCCGAGCCGCCAAGGACAAGAAUGUAAACACGGAUGCCAGUACCAACACUAUGCCGUCAGGAAUCCCUAAAGAGCCCCAGACUGUUACUACCGCCCCCCCGCCGGCCUGCACAGAGCGCCCCCCCACCCCCCCGCUGCCCCCGCUUGAGCUGAAGGUUCCGGAGGAGCAGCAGAAGGAGACUCAGGCCCCCCCCACGGAGCGGCUGGCUGCCCCCCCGGCCACUGCAAGCAAAUCUGUGCAAGUGAACGGCGCUUCGACGGAGCUUCGGAAGCCCAGUUACGCGGAGAUCUGCCAGCGGAUAAAGGACACGGCCGCGACGCAGCCACCGCCACCGAAAGAGCCCAAGCCCGCCGCCACGGAGGAGAGGAAGACUCCCGAGCAGGCCGGCGACCGGGGGGAGCCCCGAAACAGAGACACGCACCCCUCCAAGCCCGCCCCGCCCCGCCCCAGAGAGGCCCGGAGACCGGCUGGGCGGUGGCCCUCCCCCCCUCCGCCCCCCACCCCAAAAUCCCCGCACUAAGAUCACUACAGCACAGGCCGAGGCCUCUGGGCUGCUCGGAAUCUGUCCCACAGUAAUACAGCCACUGCCCACCAGGGGGCGCAUCACCGGAUCAGGGGCUCUCCAACAGAACGGAAAAACAAAAACAAGCACUUUUAGUGUGUAGAGCACGAUCUUUAUUUUAUUUUUAUUUUAUUUUUUUCCUUAUUUAAGUUUUAUUUCUUGUUUGUUUCUUCUCAUUUUUUUUGCUUUGUCAGUUUGGCAUUAAUCAGACUUCCUGUUUGUGCGGGCUUUGCGCGAUGGGUUUGCUCUGAGCUCGAGUCAAGCCUGGCUUCCGCGAGGAGUUUCUGUCCUUUGCAGCUGAUAGAGCUCGUGCUGAGCUACUUUAACCCUUAAACGGCAGCAGAAAAAUUACUGACAUCGGGGUCGGAAAGUCGGUUGAUGUAGUGCUGAAGAGUUCGACUUUUGUGCUAUAGUCGGUCUUGGGAUGUACCUUUCCUGUGAGCUGGCAGGUAGUUUCCAUACUCAUUUUUGCAUUGCUUAUUUAUCCUAGGUUUGGGUUAGUGCAGUUUUCGGCACGAUUAGAAAACAAACUACACUUUUUUUCUUUUUCGUGGUUUGACAAGUCAUGGAUCCAGGACUGGAAUUCCUUUUGGCCACUAGAAAUCAGAUUUUUUAUUUAUUUUAUUUUAUUUUUUUGUUUUCGACACCAGCCGCAGAUGAGGACAGUUUUUUUUUUUUAUCAAUUAGUCUGACGGCUGAAGGGCUGUUGGGGCCAUAACCGUUUCUUCAUGUCUGUAGUUUAAAGAGAGAGAGCCUUCGUUUUGUACGUAUUUAUUCAAAAUACCAUUUUGUCUUUCGUCCCGGAAAGAAUUUACCAACAAAUUGUAUUUUUUUAAAAAGUUAAAAUUGCCCAAUGCUCGUUUGACCCCCGCUGUAAAUAUUAAAUCCGGGUCAGUAGGAAUCGACAUAUUCAAACUAGAGAUGCUCAUCAGGUGGGUUUGUUGGUGCCUGUAGUUUUUUAAUCGCUGUAAAAUGACCUUGUUCAGCAGGCACAUACGCUACAGGCAGCGAUAAAUGCAGUUGAGUCUCUCCCGCUUCCCCGAAAAAAACACCGUUGGAUGGGUUCAAACGGCAACGCGGUGGUUUCAUUUAGUCAAGGGACUCCUCGAAAUGGUGCUAGCGAUUGUAUCUGGAGCUUGUUACACCAACUUAGCCUGGUACUGUAUUUAGACAAACUUGAUCUACGUUUUAACUUUGCACUACUCGAUUGCCAGAGCGAUUGUUACAUUUGAUUUCAGUUUGUUUCCGGCGAGCCAAUAAAGGGAAGUUUCUUUAACUGACGAAUGGGGGGUAAAUGACGUUGUCUUAGACAUGCAAACCUGGCUUUCUUAUGCUUCCCCUUCUUCUGUGGUGUCCGUUCUUUAUCCAGGUCCGUUUGCUUUAAAUCUAGAAGUGGCCUACUACGAUGCCUAAGGAUUUGAACUUCCUUAAAUUUCACGUUCACAUAUUCUGCUACGUUUCUACAUGGAUACCUAGCAUCAGCAUACAUUUACAUGAAAGUAGAGAAUCCAGACGACGUGCGAUUCCUGUUCGAUUUUUAAAUUUGCCUGAGAGACGCAAGUCCACCCAUGCCAGCCCAGUGUUCUGAAAAUCACUGUAUUGAAAUUCCUCGUCUAACCUCUUGCUUUAAUCAUUUUAUAUCGGACUGUUGUGUCUAUCUUAACUCAAGGGUUAUGAGUUCGCGUUCAGUCUGUUAUAAGUUGGAUGUUAGGCAGAACGGAUUUGCUUUUGUGAGUUUUUUUUUUUUAGGUAUGCUUGGCAGCGGGUUUUCAGCUGUUCAGUAUUGGCUGUUUCGGCCACUUUGUCUUCUCGAUACUCUGUGUUGCGGGAUUAAUUGUCUGGAACCAGCCCCGAUAACGGAAAAUACUGAAAUGAUACUGGGGAAUUGUCGUUGUGACGGCGUGUCGAGCGUAGAGGGUGCUGAUUUGAGUGUAGGCAGGUCCCUUGUUCACUCGGUCUUGGGGGGCACACGGCCAACUUUUGAAUUUGGGGUCUCUUAAGAACCGGGGUGUCAGACUCCCUUCUUGGCGGGCUGUAGUGUCUGUUGGCAUUGGUGAUUUCCUUUCAGUCAGCAGCCAAUUAAGGCCUUGGUAAAAAAAAAAAAAAAAGUGUGUGGGCUUCUUAGCUAAUCAGUGACUUAAAUUAGUCGCUAGUGCUGAAUCUGACCGAAUACCAACAGAUUCUACCGCCCUCCAGGACUGAAGUUUGACACCCCUGGCUUUAGAAUUUGGCAGUGACUGCAGAUUAUAAGUGUUUUCUGUGGAACUUCUGUGCAAACGGGUUCUCUAUUUUGUGUUGUUUCUGGCAGAUGUCGCUUGGCUCUCUUACCGCGUGGUCUGCAUAGUGCACUACUUUGAAACGGGUGUGCGUUAAAAUCCGGACACGCGCCAUUCCGCCGGACCGCGUGCCAAGCGCGCGUCGCCUGAUUAACGUGCGCGCCGUCUCUCUCUCUCUCUCUCUCUCUCCUGUCUCCCGUUGACGUCUUCCUACAGUAUGCACCAUCUUGGAGGAAACAGUUGUAACAUGGAGACACUACGUGAGAUAUCACCCACCAUGACGGUCGUUUCCUCUGAUUAUCUUUACACGUUUGAUGUGUAAAACAAAAAAAAAAAAGACAUUUCUUUUUCGCGAAAGAUAUUGCUGAAGUAAGUUAGAUUCUGAAGGAAUGAAAUGCACUAAGGGUUUGCAGUCUUAGAGGGGUUCUUUUUUAACCGUGGGAUUCAAAAGGACGCGUCGCACAUGCUCAUUAACAAACCAGUGCUGUUUUUUUUCCCGUCAAAUAUAUCACUUAAACAGGUUAUCUUUUUCUUUACUUUUUUUUUGGAAGAACACGAAACAUGAAUAUAUAUAUUUAUAAUUUCCAUCCAGUGUUUGAAAACUUGAAUUUUAUUUAAACUUGAAAAUGACUUUGCCUUAACUUUUAUAUAAGACAGCUUAGUAUCGCUUUUUGAACCCCAAAAGGUUACCGAGAGUGACGUAGUGUACUGCUCCGCUAAACCGGCUGUCCGUAGUCUUACUUGGUCUCAGAAAAAGUAAAAAUCUAUCAGCAGAUAAUUUUUUUGUAAUAUACAUGAAAAAUCUUAUUUGAAAUUCUUUUUUUUUUUUUCAGUUUCUAUUUUCAGUUUGGGGAAAAUAAAUCCUGUAAAUGCAAAUAGUUAAUACUGUAUUAAAUAUGUUCACUUUGAAGUGUGUGCUUUUGCGUGUACAGAUGUAAAUAAUCAGAAAAAGUAUAAAAGAGGUACCUAAAAAUGAUUUAAAAAGUUUAUUGAUCUUGUUGAAAUAUUAAUGUUGUUAUUGAGCUGGAUGUAGAUUAAAUGCUAAAUGUUGUGGUUUGAUUUUUAUUUGAUUUUUUUUUCUGGUGUGUGGAAUAUUCUGCCGUCAUACUGCAAUGUGGGCAGAUGGUCUGAUUGUAAUUUUAACACGUCAUUCUCAUUCCGUUUUCUUGUCGUCCUUGCUCAAUAUCUGGAUUGCUAGAUCGUUUCUGUAAUACAACACCUUUCACUGUGCAGUAUUAAAGCACGGCUUACGGAGUUUGGGUUUGAGAACAAGGGGUUCAAAUGUACACGUUGUCGCAUCCUACCGAUUCAUGAGAUAAAGCCAGAUGCUCUGUUAUAUUGACCCAUAUAACAACAAUGUAAAAUUGUUUCUCCCUUUUCACAAAAGCACAUUGUUUUAAGCACAGUCAUUUGAGGAACCUUGUUAAAAACCCAAACUAGUUCCACCCUUUGGUCUUCAUACGGGCAUACACCAGACAAAAACUGUAACCUAAAAAUGAGUGUGCUAAAUGCAUUUGCGAUUUUUCUGUUUUCAUCUUUUUUUUUUUCUUGUAUGUUUUUUCAAUAGAAGAGAGGUUCAUUCUCCAAAAACGCCUCCCCCACCAACGUCAGAUAAUUAUUGUACAAAUGAUUUGACCUUUCCCAUUGUAAGGUUUGUAGCGAUCACAAAAGUCAAUUUUGUGUAGAUAUUGUUACACUUGUAACGCAGAGGGAAAAUUGAUUUCGGGCAAACUCUGUAACCUCUUGUCCCAGUACGCGCGUGGACUGCAGUCCGCGUGGCAAAAAGUUAACUGUGCCAUUCGUUUCAAAGCUAUGGCGGUUUGACCUGUACAUAGUUACAGCUUGCCAUUCAUAUUUUUUUGAUUAUUAUAUACUGCCGUUAACCGAAGGAAAUGGCGGUAAACCAGCGAUUCAGUCGCGAUCCGGAUACACUCAGACAUCAGAAGUGCAGGCGAUUAUCGCAAAUAAGACGACUGGCAAAUUUGACUUUACCUUUUUGUUUGUUUACAAGUCAAGAAUCGUUGUGUUGUACUCGAUGCUAAUGUAUGCCAAUGUCAGUUGUGUUUAAAGUGUAGCUAUACUGCAUAUACUGUUGUCACAGUACAUUGGGUAUGGAAUUUCUUUUUAUUCUUCCUUUUUUUUUAAACAAAAAAAAUAGAGCUUCUGGAUUGUUUGUGUGUGUGUAUGUGUAUCGAAGUUUGCUAUUUGUCUGCACAAGUGAAACUGAACGCAAGAGUGGGUUUGAACCGGUAUGUAAAGGUUAACCACACGACAAGAAUGAAUUCUGCAAAGAAAGUGGGAGAGAAAAAGGGUUGUGAUGUUACCCUGAGAAAGGUUGUGUUUUGUUUUUAUUUUUUGAUUUUCUUUAUUAAAGAGGAAAAUGGUAGAUGCUUCGUGCGUUGACAUGUUAAAGGCGCGUUUCCUAACCUCGAGAGAGCGGAGACGCUGCAGAUUGUAUGUAUGAUAAGACUUUGCUAUGCUGUGUAAUAUGUACGUUUUGCUUGCACUAAAGUUUUGUUGUGUGUUUGGGUUCUGCGCGUCAUAAUAAUCUGGCCCCUCCCCUUUUCCUCGUCUCUGUGAGCGGUUGACGCUGUGUGUGUUUCGCUGUCGGUGCAGCUGGCCGAUCGGCCGUUUUUUGUGAGUAAAGCAGUGUCAAGACACACUAGCUGACCGUGGUGAUGAGACGCACCGUUGCAUCUGUAUAGUUCUUUGAUCUCCUUUUUUCCCCGUCAUAACACAUCUCACUAACUGCAGUGGACAAUCUGUGAUCUGACUGGUGCGCGGGGCUUUGAGGGCUGGAAGAGAGACGUUAACAGCAGUCAUGGCCGUUAAUGGCGGUUUCAUCGCGAGGGCUUUUGUGUUUCUUACAUUAAGACUGGAAUCAAGCAUACAUGUCAACUAUUGAUAAUUUAAUUUUUUUUUCUUGUCAUGAUGUAAACUGUCUAAUUUGGAAAAAUGUAGCUUACUGAAAGAAAUAAAGAUUUAGGCACUUAUCAAA